AUGUGUAAUAAUUCAUCACAUCAGCUUCUGCGCUGUCAUAAUCCCAUGAUUAUUUUCAUUAUCCUAAUAUGCUUUAUAACUUUUUGUUCGGCGCAAAAUGCACAAUAUGAUAACACGUUAACAUUUUAUGAGGAUGCUGCUAAAGACCUGUACUUCUUUGAUAGCUUCACUGAAUCAGAUGGGACCCUUUUAAUCCAGCUUGCCCAUUAUAAUAACCCGGAACAAACAUGCAUCGAUCCUGACAUACACUUGCGGGUCGUAUACGCCAACGGAACGGUUAAACCUUUAAAAGUUGCACACAGAGUUCCCUCGUAUAACUUCUGUAUGCUUCAAGAUGUUUUUAUGAACUAUUUUAUCAAUGAGUACAUGAUCCUUAUAACGUAUUUUGAAGGAAAGGACGAUGCGACGACAAUGCACACUGGAAUGGUCAUCGAUUUCGACGGAAAUCUUUUACAGUAUUUCACAUUAGGGAUCGGGAUCGGAGAAAUCAAUCGUAACAAGAACAAAGAGACAGGGUUUACAUGGUCUCGUCAAGUUAAUACAAGCACGAUUGCAUGGUCGAGAUUUAUAGCGGAUCCAUCAAAUCCAAUGCAAAUUUUAAAUUUAGGAACAGGCUUCAUUCAUGCUCCAAAUCCGUCAUCAACUAUUACAUCAUACAAAUUGCUUAGCUCGGGUGAUGGCGGAAAUUGUCUCGUUAUCGUGACUAAACUUAAUCAGUUGUACGCGUCAGAUCCAGCCUGGGAGGUCUACGCAUUCUUUAUAGAUAAAUCCGCAGCGGAAGUUAGCCUUCCUUAUUUGCUUUAUCAAAGUCAAAUAAAUUUGUAUAAAAUUGAAUUUUUACGUUGUCGAAAUUCAAAUGGGGAAGGUUAUAAGUGUCUAAUGCUCAUGGAGACAUUAGUAACCGCGGCGAAACAAGCCGAAGUUAGUACGAUUAAAAGAUGGCACUUGUUAACCUUUUUAACUUCCGGAUCUGUAAUAAGUAACAAGAAGAUAGAUUCGGGAAAUGAUUUUGAAAAAAGGGAGAUUUUAGACGCAAGUAUCUUAUUUAAUGGUGGAUUUCUGAUUAUCUUUGCUCCGUUAAAAGAUAAUAUAAAGACGGGUAUAUUGUUGACGCAAAAUGGUGAUUUCGAAGGCGUUUGGAAAGGAUUUUCCGGGGAAGUUAUUCAUUACGCGUACCUUGAACACAAUGACACAUUGUGGGGAGUGUUGUUCCAACAAACUUCCGCCUCUUGGACCAUAAUGACAGAUACCUUACGUGUAAUGGAGUUUAAUUACAAACACAGAAAUCCUAACAUACUCGAAACGAAGCCAACUGACGAUGUUAUACGCUACAAAGGCGAAAUCAUCACCAUACAAUAUGAUAAACCUAUAAUUCCUUCAUCGGGAAACAUCUCAAUUUAUCAGGUGGUUGAUGAUCAUACUGAAUUAUUACGCCAAACUUAUUCAGGUCUAUCAAGUUAUGUGACGAUUGCCAAUGAUACAGUUGGAAUAAUAGUGUUUAAAAGCACUUUCAAUAAUCCGAAUGCCACUUAUUUCGUCCAAAUCAAUGACGACUUUGUUAGCUCGCGGCGAUAUAAUGAGGCUAUGUCGGGAAUCAACAAGAGAGUUUGGUUUUUAAACGCGUCGAUUGAGGAACCGAGCGUAUGUAAAUCAUCGGUUACCAUAUUACUCAAAUUAAAUUCCAAAGGGACGGAAUACUUUAAAACGCUCAACUCGAAAGAGAUUGAUGCAUUUUUUAUUGAAUUGAUGAAUGAAUUGUCUGAGAUCAUUCCUAUUGAAAGGUCGAGAUUGCCGGAUACUACAGGGAAAUUUCAACAUGAUCCUUUAGAUUCCAAUAAUCUCAUACUAUUACAGGUCAAAAUUUCCCAACCAACGGAAUCAACAAGACCUUGCGCAAAGGAUAUCGUGAGUGAUCUAGACGCUUUGAUCACCAACAAGCAUUCCACCCUUAUAGCACGAUAUCCUCUUUCUAGCAUGUUGGACGAAAAUUAUGGUACUGUUAUGACAGCUGAAGGUUGGAAUAAUACAUUGAAGUUUACUUUAAUACUUCUUCUGUCCGGGUUCUUGUUUGUUAGCAUUCUAUUCUUUUUGGCAUGGCCGUUGUAUGUUGUAUUAAAAGAACAACAAAAUCACGAUGAAUUUCGAGCUUGGUUCAAGAAUUAUACCCCUUUGGUAUCAAUAUUCACAAUUCUAUCAUCAGCUGACGUUGAAUUAUUGAAUGUAAUUUCCUCAGAGAUAUGGGAUUCGAAAUAUUUAAGUGCACCGCUGUCAAAUGAAGCCAAACUUGUAAUAUUUUGGGGAAGUUUUGCUAAUAUAUUCCUUGAAGACGUGCCGCAAUUUAUUAUUAGAGUAAUAUAUUUACAGCACAAUAGCAUUAUUUAUGAUCCCAUUCCAGUGAUUUCAUUAAUAUCCGCCGGUAUUUCGAUAUUAUUCAGUCUUAUUGGGAGGGGUUAUGAUACAUUAAAUCACGAAGUUCUUUUCUCCAAAAAGUCAGAAACUAAGAAAUCGGAUGAAAUAAAUAAUGAUGAUUCAAAUAAUACAAACAAUAAUUUUAACGACAAUUCAGAUGAGAAUGUUGAAGAAAAAAUUGAAGACACAAUCAAGGAAUCAAAUGAUGGCGACAAUUCAAAUGAGAAAGUUGAAGAAAUAAUUGAAGAAUUAACCGAGGAUUCAAAUGAAACUGUGAUGACGACAUAA
Molecule: messenger RNA, 2697 nt
Organism: Funneliformis caledonium
Lineage: Eukaryota; Fungi; Glomeromycota; Glomeromycetes; Glomerales; Glomeraceae
Source: the annotation of a GenBank genome assembly